AGAAAUUAACUCCAUCUGUAGCAUUAGUAUGUGAGCUGGUUUCAAAGAAGAGCGCAGAAAAUCGAUGCUGAUUUCCCGUUCAACAAUGACUACAUUAUACAGCCUGUUUCAUCGUUAUAGAACCAGCUUGGUAUAUCAAUUUGCAAGUAUUAUAAUCUCCUCGAGUAUCCGCAUUGACAUAUAUCAUCCCUAUCUACCAGGCAUAUCACAAAUUAAACUAAACCGAAAGCACGAAACAAGCUAAAGAUUCAUGCCAUAUAGGUUUACACAAGAGUGCAAUUGCCCCUACACCCCCUUAUUUAUGUUGUGAUAAAUGAACGGCUCGGCAAACACACCUCUAUGAGACCAAGGCAACGCGCCUAUUGUGUUCUUUAAGCACCUGCAUACAGCUAAGUUCACAAAUCUAUACAAAAAAUACAAAUGUAUGGAGUCUGAUAAAGGUUGGCACUGUAUCCAGAAAAAGAUGAGGCACAAAUGUGGCGAUAACACAAUUGCCAAGCAAUCCAGGUGAUAAAACGCAGACAGAAGCAAGGCAGGACUUAUUUUUAAAGGUGACAAAAAAGGUAACCGAGAAAAUGGCGGAUGCAAAGGCGAGAAAAACCUUCGAAUUUCGGAUGUCAAAGAAAGUGGCUGAACUUACUCAGGUGGUUCACAUGCUUUUUACUCGCAAUCAUGAGAGGGAAGUUGAGAUAGAAGCUCUCAAAGAUGCAUACGAACACGAAAUAUCCCUUCUUAUUAAAGAUGCCAAGAGCAGGAUAGAGGCAGAAGAAAAUAAAGUAAAAGAAAUGGAACAAAAAGGAGCCGCUGAAGGCGAAAAAUUCAAAUCACUUCUUGAAAUUGAAAUGCGGCAGCGGGAAACUGAACUUCAGAAGAGAAUUGAACAAAAGGACAAGCAAUUAUCUGAAGAGAAACGAGAGUGCCAAAGUUUACGAGACAUGCUCAUCAAUGCUCAAAAAGACAUAGAAAAUUUGAGACAGGGGGUCACCGAUGAUCUCAAUUCUAAAAAGGAUGAACUGAUUUUGAAGGAAAGAGAGAUAGAAAAUUUAAAAAGGACUGUAGGCAAUAUGGAGAGGAAAAUGAAGGAAAAAGAGCGAGAGACAGAGGAUAUUGUCGCAGAAUUAGAAGAAACUAACUCAAAGCUUCUAAAAGAAAUUGAACGACUUCGGGAGUUGCUCGAGGAAUCUUCAGAAUCAAAGGAAGCGCUAACGAUUAGGAAUAAACAAUUGGAAAGUGAUUACAGAAAUCUCAAAAAAGAACUCGCUAAAAAGUUCAGUGAGAUGGCUAAUAAGGGUGCUGCAAACAAUACGGAUUUUGAUCCUAAACGAAGUACAAAAAGUCUCAAUUAUAUGGAAUACCACGAUGAGUUAGAAAGGCUCCGACGAGAGGUGCAGCGCUACAAAAUGGAACUCACAAAUAGAGAGGGCAAUUUUAACCGCAUGUUUACUGACAAACAAAAUGUGAGGGUGGAUGGCAGAGCAGGCCGGUUUUCGAUGCAACAACAACAAUUUUUCCAGUCAGCAGUCCCAGCUACGGUACCACCUUUCAAAGUGAUCCGUGAGAGGACGAUAGCUUGUGCCGUUAGUGAGGGAUAUGACGCUUCUCAGGAUGAAUUCCAGGUAAACUCAUCACGAUGUGCCUCUGCAACAUCUUCUGGUCGCCGCCUGCCUCCCAUGUUAGGAAUGGACGCACGAAGCAGACUAAGUAGAUUUAUUCGCCCAAAACCUCCAGCAAAAGCAAUGCUUUCCGGAAAAUAACCAAAUCAACGAACUUGUGAAUCAAAACCUGAUUUUCCUCUUCUGAAAACAUAUAUAUAGAUCAAUAUUUGUAACAAGAGGAACCAAACGGAUAGGUCCUAUCCGAUGCAUAAUACAAGUUCAAGAAAUACAGCAUACAUUACACAGCAUGUUUUUUAACAACGUUUUUUUCUACCUUCAUGUGCAAGUAUAAGCUUUUGCUCAAAAGACAGUGUCUCAUUUCAUAUAGUUUUGUCGUAUAGUGAGGUAUCACAUAGCCAUGGGUGUGAUUGCGACUGGUGUGAAGACAUAAGAAGUCACAUUCACGUUAAGUCCUCCCUGAGGGAUAACAGUUAAGUUUGUCAAACCAAUAUAUAUACAUUAUUGCAAGAGGACAACAACAUAUAUUAGCCAUAAUAAAUGAC
Molecule: messenger RNA, 2158 nt
Organism: Lingula anatina
Lineage: Eukaryota; Metazoa; Brachiopoda; Lingulata; Lingulida; Lingulidae
Source: RefSeq, a predicted model, not a curated record